Messenger RNA from Pogoniulus pusillus (Red-fronted tinkerbird), 742 nucleotides. It is a transcript of the gene ATP5MC1, whose product is annotated as ATP synthase membrane subunit c locus 1. The record is from RefSeq and is a predicted model, not a curated record. The transcript has 5 exons. Gene Ontology annotation, biological process: proton motive force-driven ATP synthesis; proton transmembrane transport. Bases 225 to 632 code for a protein of 135 amino acids. Gene Ontology annotation, molecular function: proton transmembrane transporter activity. NCBI's taxonomy places the organism in Eukaryota, Metazoa, Chordata, Aves, Piciformes, Lybiidae.
CGGGCGGGCGGCGGGGUCGGCCCCCGGCCGUGCCGUGCCCUUCGCUGGGAGGCGGCAGCCGCGGAGGACGCGACAAGGGUCGGCGCUUCCGCGGUCCCCACGCACCUCCCGGGGCUCGGGCGGGCUCAGCUGGGCUUUGGUGUGGGCUUCGAGCGGGUCAGGGAAGGGAAAAAUGCGGAGCUCUGAGUGUGUCCUGGGGAGGACCUGAGUGAUGAUCAAGCAAAAUGCAGGCUCCUUUGGCUCUCCUCAGCUCCCCAGCUCUGCUCCGGUGCUGCUCCAGGGCUCUGGCCAGACCAGUUUCUGUGUCUGUUUUCAGCAGGCCUGAGGUUCAGACUGUACAGCCAGCUGGUGUUUCCCACCCACAGCUGACCCGCCGUGAGUUUCAGACCAGUGCCGUUUCCAGGGACAUUGACACUGCUGCAAAGUUCAUCGGUGCUGGAGCUGCCACGGUUGGGGUGGCAGGGUCAGGAGCGGGUAUUGGGACGGUGUUUGGCAGCUUGAUCAUUGGCUAUGCCAGGAAUCCAUCUCUCAAGCAGCAGCUCUUCUCCUAUGCCAUCCUGGGCUUUGCCCUGUCUGAGGCCAUGGGUCUCUUCUGUUUGAUGGUGGCAUUCCUCAUCCUCUUUGCUAUGUGACAGCUUCUGGUCCUGGCUGCGGCGUCCAUCGCUCUGUCCUCUGCGGCUCGAGUCUGCUUCCAUCACAGCGUCCCAGACUGACCAUUAAAGAAAAGAGUUCUCUAAAUAAA